GCGCUGAGGCCAGUUGCCGGGUAACGGAGCAGAGCGGCCACGGCGCGCCGCCUCCCGCCCUCCUCGAGUGGCGCCGGAGCCGCCGCCGCUUUACGUAAGGCGCAGGCCAGGGCCGCCCGGCGCUCGCAGCCGCUCGGAGCCCACGGAGGGAGAGAAGGCGCCACCGCUAGCUGCCGCGCCGCUCGGCAGGUUCUGCCGGAGGCUUACGUUCGGCCUCCGUGGGAAGCUAGAGCAGAAGGUCACGCCCACACGCGCGCCGCUGUCGGGAUGCUGAUGCACCGGCCAUGCUCCAAGAGGGAAACUCUAGUCUAGACGGCUGACUGCCAGCAAACAUCAGUGCUUCUCCUAGAUGCCAGGCUCCUCUCCCUCUCCCUGGAGUGACCAUCCCCUCCAGACACCAGCAGAACAGCAGCUCCGAAGAUGCCUCGCGUUUUGAGGGUGCCAGCCACCUAAACCCAUGCGCCCUCCCUGCGCGGUCGUCGCGGACCGCCUGCCCCCCGGAAGCCCCGCGGGCUCUGGCCCGGGCCCCGCCGCCGCCUCCGCCAUGUCUCUGCUCCACGCGCUGGGCCCCGUGCAGACCUGGCUGGGCCAGGAGCUGGAGAAGUGUGGCAUCGAUGCCAUGAUUUACACCCGCUACGUCCUCAGCCUCCUGCUGCACGACAGCUACGACUACGACCUGCAGGAACAGGAGAAUGACAUCUUCCUGGGCUGGGAGAAAGGAGCUUACAAGAAGUGGGGGAAGAGCAAGAAAAAGUGCUCGGACCUGACUCUGGAGGAAAUGAAGAAACAGGCCGCUGUGCAGUGUCUCCGAUCUGCUUCUGACGAGAGCUCCGGGAUCGAGACCUUGGUGGAGGAGCUGUGCUCCCGGCUGAAGGACCUGCAGAGCAAGCAAGAAGAGAAGAUGCACAAGAAGUUAGAGGGGUCCCCCUCUCCAGAGGCAGAACUGUCCCCCACCGCAAAGGACCAAGUGGAAAUGUACUACGAGGCCUUCCCGCCGCUCUCGGAGAAGCCCGUCUGCCUGCAGGAGAUCAUGACCGUGUGGAACAAGUCCAAGGUCUGCUCCUACUCCAGCUCCUCCUCGUCGUCCACGGCCCCGCCCGCCAGCACCGACACGCCGUCGCCCAAGGGCUGCCACAGCGACGGGGAGGCGCGCCGGGAGAGGGGCGACGAGAAGACCCCGGGCAGGAGCAGACACGAGCGGGAGAACAAGGUCGGGAACGGCGCAGCAGAAGAAAAGCCCGCGUGGUGCAGAAAGCAGGUCCGACACAAGCCCGACGGCAAGGCCCGCCCUCGCUCGUGGUCGUCCGGCUCCAGCGAAGCGGGCUCCAGCUCCAGCGGGAAUCAGGGGGAGGCGAAGCCGUCCGUGAGGUGCGUGCGAGUGAGGCACAAGGCACGGGAGAUCCGGAGCAGGCGAGGGCGGAGCGGGCAGAGCCGGUUCGCGCUGAAGCACGGCGAGAGGGCCGAGAGGAACACCCACGCGGGCGCGGGCGGCAGCGGCAGCAGCAGCGGCGGCGGCUCCGGCAGACAGCCGUGCCGCCGGGCCAAGAGACCGCUGAAGGAGGCGGGCAGGAGAGACGCGGACGGCGCUGAGGGGCGGGGCCUGUUCCCGGACAGCAGGAACGACAAGGAGUACCGAGAGGAGCCGCUGUGGUACACGGAGCCCAUCGCGGAGUACUUCGUCCCUCUGAGCAGGAAGAGCAAGCUGGAGACCACGUACCGCAGCAGACAGGACGCGCACGGCCCGGCGGCGGCGGCGGUGGACGAGCUGGCUGACUCGGUGCACGGCCUCCGCAUCAGCAGCAGCGACGUCCACAGGACGUACCUCGCGGCGGGCACUUUCAUCGACGGUCACUUCGUGGAGAUGCCUGCGGUCAUCGACGAGGAGCUCGACCUCGCUGGGACCGCGUUCUGCUCCCUCCCGGAGGACGGCAAGUACCUGGAUGAUAUUCAUCUAUCAGAAUUAACCCACUUCUAUGAAGUGGACAUUGAUCAAUCCAUGUUGGAUCCUGGUGCCUCAGAAACAAUGCAAGGAGAAAGUCGGAUUUUGAAUAUGAUUCGACAGAAAAGCAAAGAGAACGCAGAUUUUGAGGCCGAAUGUUGCAUAGUGUUAGAUGGCAUGGAGUUGCAAGGGGAACGUGCAAUAUGGACAGAUCCGACCAGCCCCGCGGGGGCCGAGGGCCUGCUCCUGCAAGACCUCGGUGACCUGGCCCGGUUCUGGGAGUGCUGCUCGUCCAGCUCGGGCGACGCCGACGGGGAGAGUUUCGGGGGCGAGUCUCCAGCCCCCCCAUCCCCCGUCUUAGACGGCGCGGCCCUCAGUCCGCACCUGCUCGCCGGCAGUCAGGAGCUCUUUUCAGAUAUUAAUGAAGGAUCUGGUAUAAACUCUUGUUUUUCAGUGUUUGAAGUGCAAUGCAGUAAUUCUGUUUUACCCUUUUCUUUUGAAACACUCAACUUGGGAGGUGAGAGUGCAGACUCCAGUGCGAGCGUGCUCGGGAAAACACAGUCCCGGCUGCUGAUAUGGACCAGAAAUAGUGCCUUUGAAGAAAACGAACACUGCUCUAACCUUUCGACCAGAACCUGCAGCCCGUGGUCCCACUCGGAGGAGACGCGGUCAGACAACGAGACGCUAAGUAUUCAGUUUGAAGAAUCCACGCAGUUUAAUGCAGAAGAUAUGAAUUAUGGAGUUCCUAGAGUCUCGUCAAAUUAUGUAGAUGAAGAACUUCUAGAUUUUUUGCAAGAUGAAACUUGCCGGCAAAACAGUAGAACUUUAGGAGAAAUUCCUACGUUAGUUUUCAAAACAAAAUCUAAACUAGAGUCUGUCUGUGGUAUUCAGCUAGAGCAACAAGCAGAAAGCAAAGCCUUUGAAACCACACAAGCGUGCCGCGAAGGCAGCCCGCGCGGGGAGGGCUACAGCUCAGGGGUCAUGAAGGACAUUUGGACAAAGAUGGCGGGUGGGGCUCCGGCAGCUGUGGCGGAAGCAGACAGGGUCGCCGACGAGUUGUUUCCGACAGACGUCCCUGACUACUGCUGCUGCCUGGAUGCUGAGGCCGCAGCGGAGCCCCUCGAGGGGCCGAGCAAGGCCGUGCAGCGAUCCGAGUACCACCUGUGGGAGGGGCAGAGCGAGAACCUGGAGAAGAGAGCCUUCGCUGCCGCCGGCGAGCUCUCCACGGUGGUGGACGGGGGCGACUACACCACGCCCUCCAGGCCGUGGGACGCCGCCCAGGAGAAGGAGAGCUCGUUCAUCCUGGGGGGCGUGUACGGGGAACUGAAGACCUUCAGCAGCGACGGGGAGUGGGCCGUGGUGCCCCCCGGCCACGCGCGGGGGAGCCUGCUGCAGUGUGCGGCCUCCGACGUCGUGACCAUAGCGGGCACGGACGUCUUCAUGACCCCGGGCAACAGCUUCGCUCCUGGCCACAGGCAGCUGUGGAAACCCUUCGUGUCGUUCGAACAGAGCGACCAGCCGAAAAGUGGGGAAAACGGACUGAAUAAGGGAUUUUCUUUUGUCUUCCAUGAAGACUUGCUAGGACCUUGUGGUAACUUUCAAGUGGAAGACCCUGGGCUUGAAUAUCCAUUCUCUUCCUUCGACUUAAACAACCCGUUCUCGCAGGUCCUUCACGUGGAGUGCUCGUUCGAGCCCGAAGGGAUCGCGCCUUUUAGCCCCAGUUUCAAGCCCAAGUCCAUCCUCUGCUCGGACUCGGACAGCGAGGCGUUCCACCCCAGGGUAUGCGGCGCGGACAGAACGCAGUACCGGGCCAUUCGGAUCUCUCCGAGGACUCACUUCCGCCCGAUUUCUGCAUCGGAACUGUCCCCGGGAGGAGGGAGCGAGUCGGAGUUUGAGUCUGAGAAGGACGAAGUGAGCAUUCCCGUCCCUCCUCAGGGCGAUGCCUUCGAGGGCCCACAGGCAGACCUCAAGCCGCUGGAAGAAGACGCGGAGCAAGAAGGCCAUUACUACGGCAAGUCGGAGCUGGAGUCCGGGAAGUUCCUUCCCAGGCUGAAGAAGUCCGGGAUGGAGAAGAGUGCUCAGACGUCCCUGGACUCCCAGGAGGAGGCUGCCGGGGCCCCGCCGGGGGCAGGGGACCAGAGCCGGUGUCUGCAGUGCGGCACGGACAGCGCUCUGGAAGUCGGCUUGGAAAGCUCAGAAGCAAAUUGUAAAAUAAUGACACAAUGUGAAGAAGAAAUUAAUAAUUUUUGCAGUUGCAAAGCAGGUUGUCAGUUCCCUGCUUACGAAGAUGACCCAGUUUCUUCUGGACAGCUGGAGGAGCGGUUUCCCGUGUUGAACACUGAUGCACAAGGAAUGAACAGAAGUCAAGAAAAACAGACCUGGUGGGAAAAAGCCCUGCACUCUCCUCUUUUUCCUGCAUCAGAGUGUGAAGAAUGUUAUACAAAUGCCAAGGGAGAGAAUGGGAUAGAAGAAUGUCCAGAUGCUAAAGAAAUGCCCAGUAAUGAAGAGCGUCUGUUAGAUUUUAAUAGGGUGUCUUCUGUUUAUGAAGCGAGGUGCACGGGAGCGAGCGCGGCCGGAGCGGAGGCGCCGGGCCCCGGCAGGAAGCUGCACUCCGGCGCCGGCUCCGGCUCGGGGGCCGCGGGCGCGGGCUCGGACGGCGGCGCGGGCGAGUGGGCGGGCCCCGGCGAAGAGGAGCUCUUCUCCCGAACUCACCUCUGACCCUGCCAGUGGCACGCGGCGUUUCUUAGAAACGGAAUGUGAUGGAGAAUCGCCCUUUCGUGAGGCCCGUUAAUCUGAAACAACAACUUAGGUUUCUUCUCAGUUAACUGAGUCAGAUCAGUAAUUACCUUUCUCUUCUUGCUUACUUUAGAGUUGAGAACAGCUAGCCUGUUGAAGAUUUUUUUCCAAGCUGUUAAAUCCUUGGCUCUUUGAACUAGACUAGACUGUGUUGUCCAGUCAAGGGUGGGUGCGCACGUGCCCGCCUCAGGAGUGCCGCUCUCCCUGUGCAUCCAUCCGCCCGCGGCCCUCCCGCUCCCCGGAGACCUGAGCUUCGGAGCACGUAGGCUUUAUUCUUUAAGCACCGGGACGGAAACACGCCCCCGCGGCGGAUCGGCGCCUCCCGGAGGCGAGAGGGAGGCGCGGGCGACCCCGCCACGGCCCUCGCUCACUGAGAUCCCAUCCCAUGCACGUCGAAGUAGCGACCACCGGGGCACGCUUUUAGAGACUUACCGAGUGCUGUCUCCCCCUGCAGGGUCCCCCCAGAUACCGCGGAAGGUGCUAGGGUUUGUGACUUGGCUGCUGACUGCAGAAGCCCAGGGCUUGGGGUGCGGGCUGGCUCGCGAGGUGCAGUGAGGUGAGAGGCCCCUGGCCUGCCCCGGGGUGCCGCUGCCGGUGCGCCGAGCUCCCGCCGGGGCUCCCUGUGGCGCUCUCACCACACUCGGUGGGGGUCUUCAUUGCCAGUUAUGGUUUUCUCAGAGCAUACAUUGGACUGAAACCUCUAGGACUCAAAAUCCUAAACGUUUGACAUGCAAUAAAGGCCACCCCAUCCCCCAAAGAAACCUUGGCGGCUGCAGCCAGUACCUCCCUUGGUUGUGACUUAGUGUAGUUAGACCUCCUUCGUGUUUGCGAGAAUGUUCUGGCAGAGUUCUGUGUGCAGCGGGCUGGGGUCGGGUCGAGUAUCCAUUUCUCCCACACUUGAGUGGUCACCCCAGGGGCUCGGGCCCCCCCUGCGCGGGAGCCCGGGCUCAGUGCCAGGCCUGUUGCUCCUGCGGCCCCGCCCCGAGCCUCUCGCUGCCGUGCCUCAGGCAGAAGGUGGGAGCGGUGUUUGCAAAACCUGACCGUGUGGAAUUGCUUUUCUUUUUUAACCAGCUCAUUAAAAAAAAAAAAACCCUAAUGUGUGAAGUCAGUUUCGCAUGUCUGUAACGUGAGGAACGGCAGGAAAGUCCGAUGUGGACGAGGCGGCCGCGCCACGGGUCCCGUGGGCGGCCCACACGCGACAGUCCACCGGCUGGGCGUGGAGCUGCCCGAGGAGCUCGUGCCUGGCUGUGAGCUCCGGGUCUCGCUGCCUUUCCCUUCGUCGGCGACACAGAAAACUCCCCCGGGGGCUGUGCGGUCGCCCCGGCUCCGUGCGUCCUCCCCGGGAAGCACGGGCGGCUGCGGGGCUCGCCCCCGCACAGCACGUCUUCUGACACUUUAAAGUGGGUUUGCGUGUGCGUGUGCGCGUGCAGGGUUUUUUGUUGCUGUUAUUUAUUUACAGAUUUUAUAAGGUUUUAUGUAUUUUCUUUCUUCCAGAGCUUCCUAAAAAAUUCAUUAGCAUCUGCACUGAAAUACAAUUUAACAGCAAAGGCAAAAAAGAAUUGGACGUUGUAAAUUGUUAAGAUCACUACAAUGACGAUUGUCCUAGAAUCGUUGCUUGUGUAGCGGAGACCAAAUCAGGAGAUUGCCGACGCCACCUGGAGCUCGGCUGGCCGCGGGCGGAGGGGCGGCAGGCGGCGGGGCGCAGCCCUCCCGCCGCACCGAUGGGACAUGCCCGUGCCGUCUGUGGGGCGGGGGGCGCCCAGGGCGCGGGGCUUCGCGGGUCGUGUAUUUAUUUGUUUUCGUAGCCAAGUGGCUGAAGCUCAGAGGCUUUCAGCGACUGAGUUGAAAGUGUUUUUAGUUUUGUGGACGGAUGAUCCCGGAGAUGGAGCGUUGUUCACAGCGUGGGCAGACCGCCGAGACGCACGCACCGUGGUGCGGAGCGCGUUGCAGGCCCGCAGCACCGACGUGUCCGUGUCCGCGCCCGGCCUGAGGUUCUUCCCGUGGUUGUGUUGUUCUGAUUUCACGUACACCGGAGUAACCGAUUUUUUGUUUUCUUGUGGAGUUAACACCAAAAUAAAAGUUUGAAAA
This is a messenger RNA of Phyllostomus discolor (pale spear-nosed bat), 6823 nucleotides long. Its product is annotated as KIAA0232 ortholog. NCBI's taxonomy places the organism in Eukaryota, Metazoa, Chordata, Mammalia, Chiroptera, Phyllostomidae. The record is from RefSeq and is a predicted model, not a curated record. The transcript is spliced from 10 exons. The coding region runs from base 458 to 4657 and encodes 1399 amino acids.